Fomitopsis serialis is the source of this 4313-nucleotide messenger RNA. RefSeq lists its product as uncharacterized. The record is from RefSeq and is a predicted model, not a curated record. The coding region runs from base 144 to 4313 and encodes 1389 amino acids. Gene Ontology annotation, molecular function: protein binding. The transcript is spliced from 5 exons. Lineage: Eukaryota; Fungi; Basidiomycota; Agaricomycetes; Polyporales; Fomitopsidaceae.
CCCGCAGAGUCAAAGCGCGGCCAUAAGUAAAGCGUCGUCGCUGCCGUCGCCUCGUCGCUGCCGCCGUCGUCUUCGUCCCACCCCCGCCCUGCAGCCGUGCCCUGAGCUUAGGCCUCUCGCUGAGGCCGUCACCCGACGCCAUCAUGCUGCCCAAGGUCGCAAAUCAUCUACUGCACCACACCGCGCGUGCCAUAUCCGUCGCGCAGAACCAGACCGGCCACACCAUCCGCAAUGUCCUCCAAUUGCAGUCGUCCUCCACACCGUCCACCGCAUCUGGCAACUUCGGCGGCUGGAAUGGUGCAUCUUCCUCCCACUCGAAUUGGAAUGGUCGUGGUGCUGGCUCUGGCGGCGCUAAAUUUCAUCCCGGCGGUCGUUCAUAUGCUGGAUACACGGGUGCUGGCAGGGCUGUGACCCAGGCCGAAACCAUCUCUGUGAAUGACCUCAGCCAGUCCGCUGGCGAUGAUUCGGACGAUAUCCCUCCCGGCCUUCGUCGCGGUGCUCACUCUCCCAAGAGUCAUGGUUCUUCCCUACCACCUCGCGCCCGGUCUCGUGCAGGUCUCACCGUCGUCCGGACAGUACAGUCUCACACAAAGUCUAACCGACCCUUUGGCGGACAGGUCGUCGUCGAGACCUCCUCAACCAACGCUGGAUUGUCGACACAAGCGACCGCCCUGCUCCUUCACAGGCUAUCUGCCCGAGAUGUAACCGCUCGCCCGUAUUCCACAGCCUCUAACGUUCAGACCGUCAGCGACUACCUCGACGUCGAGUCUCCGCCCUCUUCCUCAGCCAGCUUACAGCAUUCGGACGCCUCGUAUUCCAGGCCACCCUCUCCAGCUUCAUCCUUGCCCACACCACCUCCCGAGGACGUGGAGGAGGCGCCUACCAAUGAGACCGCAGAUUACAAGGCUUUCGAGCACGCUGCUCAGAACAAGGACGCGCAGAAGGUGCAUGACCUCGUUGAGAGCAUGCACUCUCGUGCGACUCGACCCUCCGUCCAACUGUACAAUGCAGCGCUGUCGUCCUUGCGGGCAGUCCGUUCUCCUCACCAAUCGCUACGGUACAUCCUCGAGCUCUACAAUGCAAUGCUGGCUCGCUCUAUCGCCCCGAACUUCAAGACGUACACCACUCUUAUACAGGCGUUCACGGAGCGCGACCGUGAUGUACAGGAGGCAUUGCAACGUCUUGAGAGGAAUGUACGUUGGCAGACGACACUCGGCGGCACAGAGUCCAUUGCAGACCGGAAACGCAUCUCGAACCUACGCGCUGAAAACAAUCUUCGCCCCGCCAUGACGCUAUUCCAGACAGCAUGUGCUAUUCCGCACACGAAAAUGCCCCGGGUUAUCUACCAUGGUCUUCUCGAAUCCUGUGCCAAUCACGCGAACGUCGACGCCGCUAUUCAUGUUUUCGCCCACCUCGAACGCCGCAGGGAUAUUCUUCCUACUGCGCGUACCUUCCACCUACUCAUGUCCGUGUACACCGCCCUCGCGGACUGGCAGAGUGCGAAGGACGUAUUCGAAGAAUUUAGGCAAGCGUGCAAAUCUGGAAGAAUCGGCGCCGUGCUGGAUAUUGAAGGCAGCGCGGAGGAAACUCACCGUCUACUGCGCCUCACUCGUAUCAACGUCUGGAACGCCAUGCUCGAGGCGUAUGUACGGAGUGGGCAACACACGGCCGCCCUCGGUUUACUGGAGCAGAUGCUUGACACCAAGGCUGGCGAAGCAUUCGACGUUGCCGACGUUCCUCCUCCUUCUCCGGGCACUUUCCACCGCCUGAUCGCAUCGUUCUGUCAAUCCGGCGAGAUCGGCACGGCUCUGGCGUGGUUCGACAGGCUCUUGCUGCAAGACGUCGCUCCCCGUUCGCCUGACGACGCGUCGGUGAGCCCUUGCAGGCCAAACUCCUCCACGUGGGCGAGCAUCAUCGAAGCCGUUUGUCUGGAUGGCCGAAUCGAUGACCUCAUGAGGGUCAUGUCAUCCUUCGAGCGGCUUGCUGAUCAGGACAACCUGAUGCUCCACAGAAACGACAUUUACCUGGUACUUCAGACGUACUUCCGCCAUCUCUCGCUGCAUCCGAACCUCGAGGAAGCUCAGGUCGUCUCGAUCACAGAUGCAAUGUCUACUGUGAUUGCACGUUAUGGACCUGCAGUUCUUCGGUGUCUGGUGAACGACGACAAACCGCGUGAACUAUGCGUUGCCCUUCCGCAUCUGCUUUUAUCCAAGGGAAGAGCGAAGGAAGCAUGCCGCUUGGUGCUCUCCUACGUUGCGUUUGAGGGUCAGGAGCGCGGUGCGCUCUCCGAGGAAGUGACUUCGAGGCGGAAAGCUGUCCGUGACUUGGUACUCGGGUUCUGUCGACGUUGUUGCACGGAGACCGACGGGAAGCUAUCCUUGCAGGAGGUGAUUGGUCUCGGCAGACUCUUCUGGGUUAUACGAGAGGCUAUUCCGGCUGAUGUGGCAGCAUGGAGCCUGCAGGCCUACGCAGCAGCUCGGUCCAACGCUGAUGAACUGCGUCAUCUGACAUUGGACGAUUGGACAUUCGUGGCCUUUGUUGUCCCCGAAGUCGAAGGCAUCGUCGCAGUCGAGGACGUUCUCGGUGAUAUGGAACGUAUAGGCAUGAAGUUGACAAGCCUUCCGACGCAUAGCCGUAUCCGGCUGUUCACCCGACUGCGUGACCAGCGGGACGAGUCCUACGCAUCCGAAACCAUGCACCGUUAUGACCCUGAGGCGGAGCACAUCCUCAAUUUGGUGGCAAGCAAGGACGCCAACCGCAAUAAUCUCGUCGAGCUUGCCCCGCCAAGCGAAGAUUCUCCUGCCCCUCCGUUGGCCAAGGUGCAACACCCUCACAGCGCAUUUGUCUCAGAGUUUUGGCCAAUCCCCAAUGCACGUAUAUCUCCAGCCGUCGCCUAUCAACGGUUCGAAGCCGGGCGCGCGCGGAACGUCUACCCUUACCCAGUUGUCUUGUCUCGCCUGAUAACCACCCUUGGUCGCGAUCGCGAGAUAGAAAAGGUGCGAACAUUGUAUGACAGCGCUCAGCUUGUCUUGCAGACAUACGAACACAACAAAGAAGAACAGUCGUACGCUUGGUUCCUGGUCGAAGACAGCAUGGUCAUUGCUCUCGCCCACGGUGGCGAGUUGGACGCCGCUCACGUUCAUCGGGCCCGCAUCAUCGAACACGGGGGAGUGCCCACUGCCGACGCGUAUGGUGCACUGAUUCACAAUGUCAAGGACACGACGGAUGACGCUUCCAGCGCCAUCGCGCUUUACCGCGAAUCGCGCGAGCGUGGUGUUAUCCCUAACGUCUUCCUGUACAACACCAUGAUCUCCAAGCUCGCGAAGGCGCGCAAAGCCGACGAUGCCAUUGCCCUGUUCAAAGAGAUGAAGGCCAGUGCUAUCCACCCUUCGUCGGUGACCUACGGCGCAGUCAUCGCAGCUUGCUGCCGGGUAGGCGAUGUAGCGUCUGCAGAGACGUUGUUCACGGAGAUGGCUGCUCAACCUAGCUUCAGGCCACGCGUCCCUCCCUACAAUACAAUGAUGCAGUUGUACACAAGUACGAGGCCCGAUCGUGCCCGCGCCCUUCAUUAUUUCGACCAGCUGGUCGCUGCAAGAGUCAAGCCUAGUGCGCAUACGUACAAGCUUUUGUUGGACGCGUACGGUUCCAUUGAACCUGUUGAUUCAGCUGCCAUGGAACGGGUCUUCGGCGAGAUCACGUCCGGACGUAAACCGCUCAUACAGGGCACCCACUGGGCCUCCUUCAUCCAUUCCGUCGGAUGCGUGCAGAAGGAUCUGGACCGCGCUCUCGCUUUGUUCGACUCGGUCGCCUCCCAUCCCUCUACGCGUCAGUCGGGCGCCCAGCUGCCGGAUGCAGUUGUCUUUGAAUCGCUGAUCAACGUUUUGGCUGCCCACCGCCGCGUGGACCUCAUACCAGGCUACGUGUCGCAGUUGAGGACUUACGGGAUUCACAUGACGGCCUACAUCGCCAAUCUGCUCAUAAAAGCCUAUGCGUCAGCGGGGGACAUCGAACGCUCGAGAGAAAUCUUCGAUAGCCUGGCUGAUCCACCUGAAGGCAUUGCAGCUCCGCACAACCACGCUCCCCAUGAUGCACAAAGCAGUGACAUCUCACAGGUCCCCGUUGACGCGCCAGUAUAUCGUGAGCCCUCGACUUGGGAGGCCAUGGUGCGGGCAGAACUGGGUCACCGCAACCGGGAUGAGGCCAUCGCACUCCUUGACCGAGCGCAGGCAAGACAAUUCCCCCCGGCCGUGUUGAAUCGUAUUAGUGGUAUCCUCCUCGACGAUUCGGUGUCUCCUUGGGCUGAGCCUGAGUGA